Hydra vulgaris (swiftwater hydra) is the source of this 1658-nucleotide messenger RNA. RefSeq names its product solute carrier family 40 protein member 1. The record is from RefSeq and is a predicted model, not a curated record. Gene Ontology annotation, biological process: iron ion transmembrane transport. NCBI's taxonomy places the organism in Eukaryota, Metazoa, Cnidaria, Hydrozoa, Anthoathecata, Hydridae. Gene Ontology annotation, cellular component: membrane. Gene Ontology annotation, molecular function: iron ion transmembrane transporter activity.
UAUAUACAUAAAACUAAUAUUAACUUAUUUAAUUUAGAAUAGUUCUGAAAAAUAAUAUCAUAAUAUUGUUUCACAUAUAAAACAGUUCUUAUUUAUAUUAUUUAUACUACUCAAUUGCAUUUACUAUUAAGCUACUUUAUGAAAUUUACAUUUAAGCUUUAUGAAAUGGAUGCGGGUUUCUGGUUAUGUUCAAGCUUCUUUUUCUCUUCUUGGGGAGAUCGCAUGUGGAAUUUUGCCGUUGGAUUGUAUUUGAUAAAACUCACACCAGGAUCGCUUCAACUUACUGCUAUAUAUGGUGCAGUUGUUUUUGGUACAAUUAUUUUGUUUGCACCAUCUAUUGGAAGCUGGAUUGACCGUAGCAACCGUUUAUUUGUUAUGCGUACUUUAUUGUUACUUCAGAAUGGACUGAUAAUUUGUUCAGCAUUAUUUAUUAGUUUAAUUUUGUUUAGGGUCACAUCAGACAUAAAAAUAAUUACAUUUUUUAAAGUGAUGAUAAUUUUUUUUGGAGCAGCAGCAAACCUUGCUUUUAAAGGAGAAGAGAUAUCAAUUUCAAGAGACUGGGUUGUUGUUAUUUGCCAAAAUAACAAGGAUAAGUUAACUAAAAUAAAUGCUCAAAUGCGUAGAAUUGAUUUAACAGUUGCAAUAAUUGCUCCUAUUGCUAUUGGUUCGCUUAUGUCAUGGAUUUCUGAUCUUUCUGGAAUCGGUCUUAUUUGUGGGUGGAACAUUUUAUCCGUCUUUUCGGAAUACCUUCAGUUACGACAUGUGCACAAUAUUGUUCCAGAAUUGACUAAAAAACUAGCUAAAGAGUAUGAACCAAUUCCAAACGAGAAUGAACCUUAUGUAAAUGAGUCCAUUAAUGAAACUAGAUUCACAGAAAAAGUAAUACAAUUCCGUAUUUUUGAGAAAUUAAAAUUUUCUUAUAUAGUUUGGAAAAUAUACAGAAAACAGAGCGUAUUUUUAGCUGGUGUUGCCUUAGCUGUAUUAUGUCUUACUGCACUUGGAUUUAGCUCUAUAACAGUUGGGUACGCCUACUCGCAAUCAGUAAAAGAGAUUUAUGUAAGUAUUUUAUUUGGGUCGGGAGCAUUAAGUGGAAUAUUCGGCACUUUUCUAUUUCCCUUUAUUAGAAACAAGCUAGGCUUGGUGAAAUGUGGCGUGGUUGCACUUGGUUUUGAAUGCACCAUGCUUUUAUUAUGCGUUGCAUCAAUAUGGGCUCCUGGAAGUCCAAGUAACUUGAAAAUUUUAAAAAAAUAUGAAACAGAAUCUAGCUUAAAUAGUUCCUUCUUUAGUCAUCACCAAAACUCGACCAAAACUCAAUUACCAGCUACUACAAGUUACAGUUAUGUUUCAAUAUAUUUGUUAAUGGUGGGAAUAGUUUUAUCUCGCGCUGGAUUAUGGAUGUUUGAUCUCACAAUAACACAACUACAACAAGAGAAUGUUGAGGAGGAGCAUCGUGGAGUUGUUGGUGGUGUGCAGUUUUCAUUCAAUUCUAUUUUGAAUUUAAUGCAAUAUAUCCUUACAAUGGUUUUUUUUAAGCCUGAAGAUUUUGGGAUUUUAAUAUUAAUAUCGUUUGGUGCGGUAUUUACGAGUUUUAUUAUUUAUAUAGUUUUUUCUAUAAAAACUUUAGUCAAAUCGAAAUUGACAUCGACUAUAAACUAGCA